This is a messenger RNA of Salvia miltiorrhiza (redroot sage), 2739 nucleotides long. RefSeq lists its product as uncharacterized. The record is from RefSeq and is a predicted model, not a curated record. NCBI's taxonomy places the organism in Eukaryota, Viridiplantae, Streptophyta, Magnoliopsida, Lamiales, Lamiaceae. The transcript has 5 exons. Bases 1 to 2172 code for a protein of 723 amino acids.
AUGGCAUCUUCUUCACAGGCGAAUGUCCCAUAUCUUCGUCGCGACACUAUAGACCAAACGGAGGUUGCUAUCAGCACCUACUAUAGGGAUUCACAUUUUCCGGAGCUGGUUGAAACUUUAAAUGUGGUCGGCGAACAGUGCAAUUCAGAUUUAUUGGGAAGAUUUAGAGCAUCAUGUUUUGGGCAUUUCACUGAUUGGAGGCCCGGCGCGAAGAGCAAUAAAGCAUUACACCAGAUUGUAUCGAGGCAGAUUGUGUCAGAAGAAAAUGAGAUGUGCUUCUUUCUGUGCGGAGCACGAGUCAGAUUUUCCCCUGCGGACUACGCAUUAGUGACUGGGCUCAAUUUCGGGGGAUCGAGGUUCGAUGCGACAUUACAGCACGACUGCAGUCGCGUGGAGGCAUACCGACGAUUCUGCGGUGCGCGAAGCAUGACCAUACAGGCGCUCAUCAAACGCGUGUGCGAUUUGGAUCGUCGAGUGGAUGAUGAGGAUGGGAGCCUGUACCUUCGUGCUGUCCUCGUGUGUGUGGCUCACACCCUCGUUCUUGGGUUGGAUGCGCGGGUACAGCCGUGGCUUUGGGUGUUGGUGGAUGAUCUGGCUGCAUUUGAUAGAUUCCCCUGGGGCGCGUAUUCGUAUAAGAUGUUAUGCCAUUAUACGAGAGAGACAGGAAAGGGCGAGAAGUAUCACUUCUACGGUCCUUCGUGGGCUUUAUAUGUCUGGGCAUUGGAGCGCGUCCCGGGCUUCGGACACAUGGUCGCAGCAUCUAGCGGUGAUCCGACAGCGCACCCUCGGUGUUUGAGAUGGACUUUCAGGGGUAAGCCGAAGCUUCACGGUCUGCGCGAUCUAUUCGAGGGACAGGGUGGUGUCAUGCCCCUGGACCCCGAUGCUGACGAUCUGUCGAGUCACUACUUCAUAUCAGCGCUGACACCGGGCGAACUCUCGGUGAGCUUCAGGCCCCCCGACAACCCAUUAGCUCGGGGUGUCCAAUUUCCACAGGGCACCGGAGCCCGUGUUGUGGAGGAGCGCGGGGACGAGGAGGAUGUACCUAGACAGCCUCGUACGACUCGCAGUCACAGUGUCCGGGGCCCUGUGAGGGAUGCUCGACAGCACGAGCCGGCUCGUCAUUCAGUAGAUCCGGGCUCGCGCCCUGUGAGGGAUGCUCGACCCCACGAGCCGGCUCGUCAUUCAGUAGAUCCGGGCAAGCGCCCAGCGCCGCAUACUUCUUCAUCGUCGAGCGGAUCUCGGACUGUAUCCAGUCCCAGCGAGGGUGAGGUGGAUCGUAAGUGGGUGAAGAAGACGAUCCGUCAGGAGAUUAAGAAGGCCUUCGGCAAAUUCGUGGAGAAACUGAAGAGCAAGGGUAAAAAGGAUAGGUGCAAGAAGAGCAAACAUUUCCGAGUGCCCGACUCCCCUGAUGAUGAUGACCAGCGACGGUCCCCUGAUCCUCCACAGCCACGGUCUCCUCCACAGCGACGGUCUCCUCCACCCAGUGCUUCAGGGCCCGACGCUUCAGGGCCAAGCGUUUCACGUUCCUGCGACAACGACCCCCGCGGUGAGGAACCACGCCAUCCAGAGACCCAGGAUUACGACGAGCAGUGGCGGGCUAUGAAUCAGUCUGUUCAGGGCGACUACACACCGGCGGAGCAGACUUUUGACUGGUCGACCCAGGUCUACCCUCAUUGGUCUUCCCCAUUCCUGAAGCCGCAGUAUAGAACAGAGACCCCGAUAUUCUUUGCUGAACCGCUCACUUCUAUUGCACCACAUGAGUGGGGACAGUCCAGUUCGACAGGACAGGCUCAGACGGAGGAGCCUGAGCCACAGGCAGAGCAGCCACAGGUACUGCUGCUGCAGCACCUAGAGCAGCCGCCGGCAGAGCAGCCGCCAGCAGAGCCCCCGCGUCGCAGUGAGAGGGUGAGGCGUCCGUCUAACUAUCAGCGAUCGCCUUGGGUUAAUAGCCAAAUGCCACGUCCAGUGACACAAGUCUGCAGUGACCAUUAUGAGAAGUGGAUGGCUAGGUGUCGAGAGGGUAGGGGUAGUGAGAUUUAUGUCAAGGCAAGUGGUGGUUUGCGGGAGUACGACGACUUCGCGCGGGUGGAUAAUGUCAGCCAGCAAUUCACAACUGGGGUAAAUAAUCUAUUGAUUUUAACAUUGUUAAAUUACUUUCUACUAACUUAUUGAUUUUAACUUUGUUGCAGGAUAUUGACUUGUAUUUCUUAAGCUUGAGAAAUAGACUUCGAGCUUCAGCAGAUUUACUGGAUGACGUAGAUAUGAAUAACACAAUCAUAUUAGAUACGGAUUGGUUUAUAUACCUCCAGGGCGAGUGGGACGCUCUAUUGGAGAAGUGGGCAAGAAGUGAGUUUACUCCAGAGGAGUAUCAUAUAUUGACGCAUGGAGCAGUAGCUGAUGGUUGGCAGCCCCGGAUAGACUGGCUCUGCCAAAUACGUGGAAAAGCCGUUAAGGGCCAUGAACUUCCUCCUGGUCAUAUAGGAUGGAUGGAUGCCACACAGGUUCUCAUGCCAGUCAUAAUUGGCCACCAUUUUGUCCUAUGUCGGAUCCGGUUAGGAGAAUUGGUUUGCGAGGUCUAUGACCCAGUAUUCCACAAGCUAUCACCUCGACAGCAGGAUGGUCGAGUUGGUGAACUACUGCCUUUACUGAGAUUGUUGCCAAUUGUCCUUCAGUUGGCGAGGUGGCUAGACGACACAUCCAUUGAUUCGACAGUGGCAAAGGAGAAGUACCCACUUAUGA